Messenger RNA from Glycine soja, 884 nucleotides. RefSeq lists its product as uncharacterized. The transcript is spliced from 3 exons. Gene Ontology annotation, cellular component: mitochondrial large ribosomal subunit. Gene Ontology annotation, molecular function: structural constituent of ribosome. The record is from RefSeq and is a predicted model, not a curated record. Lineage: Eukaryota; Viridiplantae; Streptophyta; Magnoliopsida; Fabales; Fabaceae. Gene Ontology annotation, biological process: translation. Bases 248 to 595 code for a protein of 115 amino acids.
GUCGUAUUGUGCUGUGAGAAAACCCAAAAACUGAAACGCGCGUCUCACUCACUCACUCACUCUGUGGACCUUAGACAUUGCCCUCUCUUGCCUCACUCCAAACGGCGCACAUCACCGGCGCGGCGGCGAUCUCCUUCACCGGCGGCUUUUUUUUUUUUUUACAACUCAAAUUUUGCGUUCGCUUCACUUCCUCUGGAAAUCUCUUUCUAUUCGCUGAUUUCAUUGUUGUUGUUUAACCACCACAGCGAUGGCAACGAUUUUGAGGAGCAGCGGAGGAAGAUUGGGCAGCGUUUUAGGGUUCUUCAAUAGGCUCAUUCAUUCGCUGCCCCAAUCUCCUCCUUUAUCUGCGACCAUUGAUUUUAGUUCCCCAACUUUCUCUUCUUCUUUUGGGGGCUCUAUGGAGCUUAUGGCUGUCCCAAAACGCAAGGUUUCUCCCCAUAAAAGAGGAAUAAGGAAUGGACCAAAAGCUCUUAAACCUAUUCCUGUCAUUGUCCUCUGCAAGAGUUGUGGUCGUGCUAGGCUUCCACACUUCUUCUGUUGCGGUGGGAAACCAAAUCAAGGUAAUACUGGUGAACAGAAAGGUAGUACAAGCUAAUCAAGCUGUUUGCGAUGCACCAGAUGUUGGUUCAUGUGCAGGACCACUCGUAAGACUAGGUCUGUUUGGUAGAAAUGUUUUAUUUCCUUGUUUCUUAAGCAAUGCCAUUAUUGAAUCCGAGGUCUUUUGCUUUAAAUGAUAAAUGGAGUGGUUGGUGGGUAAAAUACUAAAAUUUAUGGAUUUUGGAGAUGAUAUUUUACUUCCAUUGAAGAAUAGCAGCUUUGGUGCUUUACUGUUGAUCUCAUGGCUAAUUUAUUUUUCACCAAAAUAUUGUUCCUUUGAAGCUAAA